Molecule: messenger RNA, 1392 nt
Organism: Drosophila suzukii
Lineage: Eukaryota; Metazoa; Arthropoda; Insecta; Diptera; Drosophilidae
Source: RefSeq, a predicted model, not a curated record
AAAAAAUAUCUUUUAGUAUAAAUUAUGAGUGCCGCACUCUGGUUUGCUUUUUGCACUCUGCUGCUCGUCUAUCAGGGUUCAGCUCAAUUUGUAGAGAAGAAUUGUGGAAAAAAUCAGACUGUCUUCAUUCCCCAUCCUUGGCUGGUUACAAUUCGAAAUACAACAAAUUCUGAAUUCAUCUGCGCUGGCACGCUUAUCAACGAACGGUAUGUCCUGACAGCUGCGAGUUGCAUAAAAAGAGGAACCAACUGUAACAUCGUUCGCUUGGGAGAAAAAAAUUUAAACAGCACAUACGAAGAUAACAUUGUAGCGAAAGCGAUAGUGCACAGGUCACCAGAACAAAAUGAUAUAGCUCUGCUCAGAUUGAAAACGAAUGUCGAAUAUCAGAUUCAUAUACAACCUAUAUGCAUUAUCGUAAAUGUGGAACCAAACUCAGAAGUAUCUACCUAUGAGAUCAGCAGAGAAGAUCAAAAAUUGCCUAAAAAAGUGGAAUGUCCGUGGCAUAAAAAAGCUUGGGCUAUAUUACAUUUUCGAAGCCUUGCCAAGCAAAAACAAGAAGUUAAUUUAUUUCCCGAGCCCAUUGAAAAGGGAAGUCCUGAUUACCAUUUCAAUGACGGAAUUUUUCUUCAAAAGGGAAUUCUGAGCUAUCAUAAUUCUACGACAAAUCAGGACACAUACACCGAUGUAAGGACCUAUACCGACUGGAUUCUACCAAUCGCGCUGGAAGUGGAUAUUAUCAUAUCUCCAGACCUGCUAUACCAUAAAUCCUAACUUUUUCACAUAAAGGUUUUUAGUUCUUGUACUUAUAUUUGUACACCUCUUCAGAAAAAAUAUUAUUUACGUAUGCACCAUCUUAAGCCGAGAUAUAGAAGUUUCCUUUUUCUUAAGUGUAAUGUUGUGUUCUUACUGUUGCUAUUGGGUAGUUUCUUUUAGCUUUUUGCUGUUAUCUAAUAGGCUUUUAUGGUCUCUGACCAGCGGAUAGGAUGGUUAAUCUGGUCCCCAGACAGGACACACCACACACACAUAUCAAUUCGGACCUUUUCCAUUUAUUGGCUGCCAUCGAAUCAAACUUGUGCGUGAACUCGUGUCUGUGUGUAGUGUAGUUGACAAUUUUGGGUUAUAAAAACAUCAUCAUACUCAUCACUAAAUGCUGACAGUUUUUGCAUUCCUCAGGGAAUGGUUGCUUAAACUCGGACUGUUACUAAAGCUUAUGUCUUAUCAGUCCCCUCUUCAUAUCUGCUUCCUUAAGCUUUGAUUAGUUGUCCUUUAUUUAAUGUCUUGCUGUGGAAAAAUAAUGUGGAUUUUAUUUUAGGAAAAAUUAAGUUGAAUAAAAGUAGAGGAAAAUACUACUACCUACUCUGACAUCAUUUGAUUUCUCUGGGCCAUUAUUUA